AUGCCGCCGCCCGCCCGUCCCUUCCACCACCUCCUCCUCAUCCUCGCCGCCGUCCUCCAUGCCGCGUCAUCCACGGAGUUAUCCGCAAUCAUGGCGUUCAAGGCCUCCCUCACCAUCCCUCCCACAUCCACCGCUUUCUUCUCCACCUGGGACGCGGCCGCCGCCUCACCCUGCAGCUUCACCGGCGUCACCUGCCGCGGCGACUCCGUCACCGGCCUCUCCGUCCCGGGAAAGAACUUAUCAGCCACCUCCGUCCCGUUCGACACACUAUGCAGCUCGCUCACCUCCCUCACGACGCUCUCCCUGCCGGUGAACGCGCUCGGGGGCGGCAUCGCGGGCGUCGCGGCGUGCGCCGGGCUCGAGGAGCUCAACCUCGCCAUGAACGCCUUCUCCGGCGCCGUCCCCGACCUCUCGCCGCUCACCAGCCUCCGCGUCCUCAACCUCACGCAGAACGCCUUCUCCGGCGCGUUCCCGUGGGCCGCGCUGCGCGCCAUGCCGGGCCUCGCCGGGCUCUCCGCGGGCGACAACCCGUACCUCACCCCCACAGACUCCUUCCCGCCCGAGAUCACCGCGCUCGCCAACCUCACCGCGCUCUACCUCUCGGCCGCCAACAUCGGCGGCGAGAUCCCCCCGGCCAUCGGCAGGCUCACCAAGCUCGUCGACCUCGAGCUCGCCGACAACCGUCUCACCGGCGAGAUCCCCACGACGAUCGUCCAGCUUGUCAACCUCCAGUCUCUCGAGCUCUACAACAACUCCCUCACCGGCACACUCCCGCGGGGGUUCGGCAAGCUAACGAGCCUCCGGUUCUUCGACGCGUCCAUGAACGCGCUCACCGGCGACCUCUCCGAGCUGCGUACCCUCACGCGGCUCGUGUCCCUGCAGCUCUUCUACAACAACUUCUCCGGCGAGGUGCCCCGCGAGCUCGGGGACUUCAGGGAGCUCGUGAACCUCUCUCUCUACACCAACAACCUCACCGGCGAGCUGCCGAGCACUCUGGGCAGCUGGUCGGAGUUCAACUUCAUCGACGUGUCCACCAACGCGCUCACGGGCGCCAUCCCGCCGGACAUGUGCAAGAAAGGCAAGAUGCUGAAGCUGCUGAUGCUGGAAAACAAGUUCUCCGGGGGAAUUCCGGCGAGCUACGCGACCUGCACGACCCUGCUGAGGUUCAGGGUCAGUAAGAACGAGCUGUCCGGCGAGGUGCCCGAGGGAAUCUGGGCGCUCCCCAACGCCGAGAUCAUCGACCUCGAGGCCAACCGCUUCACCGGCGGCAUCGGGGACGGUAUCGGGAGCGCGGCGUCGCUCACCAGCCUCGUCGUCGCCGGGAACAGGUUCUCCGGCGCGAUUCCGGAUUCGAUUGGCGACGCCAGGAACCUCCAGAGCGUCGACCUGUCGUCGAACGAGCUCUCCGGCGAUUUUCCGGCCAGCAUCGGGAAGCUGGUCCACCUCGACAGCAUCAAUAUUACAGCGAACGGGAUAAGCGGAGCCAUCCCGGCGAGCAUCGGCGCGUGCUCGGCGCUCAGCACGGCGUACUUCGCUGGCAACAGGCUGUCUGGCGCGAUCCCGGCAGAGCUGGGCGACCUGUCGCGGCUGAAUUCGCUGGACAUUUCCAGGAACCAGCUCUCCGGCGCCGUGCCGGCAAGCCUCGCCGAGCUGAAGCUGAGCUACCUGAACCUGUCGGACAAUCAGCUCGAGGGGCCGCUGCCGGCGGCGCUCGCCAUCUCGGCAUACGACGAGAGCUUCCAAGGCAACCCCGGCAUGUGCGCCACCAACGGCGCCGGCUUCCUCCGGCGCUGCUCACCAGGAAACCACUCGAGCACGCGCGCGCGCACGCUCGUCACCUGUCUCCUCGCCGGCAUGGCCGUCGUGCUGGCCGUUCUUGGCAUGACGAUUUUCAUCAAGAAGCGGCGCCUCCACCGUGCGCAGGCGGCAGAGGCCGAGGCCAUGGCCGCGGGCGGCAAGCUGUUUGCGAAGAAGGGGUCGUGGAAUGUGAAGUCGUUCAGGAUGCUGGCGUUCGACGAGCGCGAGAUCGUCGGCGGCGUCCGAGACGAGAACCUGAUCGGCAGCGGCGGGUCCAGCAACGUGUACCGCGUGAAGCUGGGCAACGGCGCCGUCGUGGCAGUGAAGCACAUCACCCGCACCCGCGCCGCUGCCUCGAGCACCACCGCUGCCAUGCUGCGGCGUUCGGCGUCGUCGGUGCGGUGUCGGGAGUUCGACGCUGAGGUGGGCACGCUGAGCUCCAUCCGUCACGUGAACGUGGUGAAGCUGCUCUGCAGCGUGACGAGCGAGGACGGCGCGGCGAGCCUACUGGUGUACGAGCACCUCCCCAACGGCAGCCUCUACGAGCGGCUCCACGGGCCAGCGGCGCGCAAGCUUGAGGGUGGCGGGCUCGGGUGGGCAGAUCGGUAUGAGGUUGCGGUGGGGGCGGCGAGAGGGUUGGAGUACCUCCAUCACGGGUGCGGCGACCGGCCCAUCCUCCACCGCGACGUCAAGUCAAGCAACAUCCUCCUCGACGAGGCAUUCAAGCCCCGCAUCGCCGACUUUGGCCUCGCCAAGAUCCUCGAUGACGUCGCCGCCAACAAUGAUGCGUCGUCGGGCGGCAUGGUAGCGGGGACGGUGGGGUACAUGGCCCCGGAGUACGCCUACACGCGGAAGGUGACGGAGAAGAGCGACGUGUACAGCUUCGGCGUGGUGUUGUUGGAGCUGGUGACGGGGCGGGCGGCCAUCGUCGAUGGGAACGACAUCGUGGAGUGGGUGGCGCGACGACUGGAUGGGAGGGAGAAGGCGAUGAUGGUCUUGGAUGGGAAGGCGAUCGCGGAGGAGUGGGAGAAGGAUGAGGCGAUGCGGGUGUUUCGGGUGGCGGUGUUGUGCACGAGCCGGACGCCGGCGAUGCGGCCGUCGAUGCGGUCGGUGGUGCAGAUGCUGGAGGACGCGGUCGUCGGCGGCCGGGAUUACGCCUCCUCUGGCAAAGCCGUGGAGGUCAAGAUCGCCAUCCCCUAGGUAGGCGGAGGCAUGCCCCCUUAACCGGAAAGAAAACCCUAGGCGGGAGUUGGUCAUCUUUGACAACUUAAAUAUUUUGGAUUCGUGGGCACCGUUCGAUUGAAGAACGAACGGCCGAGAUGUAGCAUACAUGUAGAUUGUGUAGUGUGUGUAAUAACAUGUGUGUAGAGGAUGUUGGCAUAAUAGAUACGGAGACAGACAACAUGUACCCGGUACCCAUCUUGUUGAUUAUCAUCGGUCAUUGUUGUGUAAUUUCAUUCACAACUCUUUGAAUCACAAGUGGAGAGUGAGAAGGGGAG
Messenger RNA from Lolium rigidum, 3296 nucleotides. RefSeq names its product receptor-like protein kinase 7. Gene Ontology annotation, biological process: protein phosphorylation. The transcript has a single exon. Lineage: Eukaryota; Viridiplantae; Streptophyta; Magnoliopsida; Poales; Poaceae. Gene Ontology annotation, cellular component: plasma membrane. The record is from RefSeq and is a predicted model, not a curated record. Bases 1 to 2997 code for a protein of 998 amino acids. Gene Ontology annotation, molecular function: protein kinase activity; protein binding; ATP binding.